AUGGAUGUCGAUGAUGUUUACUUAGUGCAGCAUCAUCAUUGGGUUCAUGAUACAUCGGUCUUUCCGGAUGAGCGCCAACGAAUACAGCUGGCGCUCCUGAUCCUUUUGCAGGCAUACACUGCAACACGUCCACGGGUCUUGGCGUACAAGAAGCUGAGCCAGAAAGCUAUUAAUGAUCACUAUUUCGGUAAUGAAGACGAAGACAUGGAAUCGGAGGAACAUGCAGGCAAAUGGGACCCCAAAGAAGACGACUUUAAAACAAUUACAUACGGCGAUGUCAAGUUGGUACUUCUCAAAUCGGCAGAAGGAGGAAGGGAUAUUCUGGCGAUUCGCGGCCCCGACGGGAAAGGAGCUUCCAGCUUCCAGGACUCCACCGAUAGUUGGAGCAACCGUAAUUCCGCUGUGUAG
Messenger RNA from Metarhizium robertsii ARSEF 23, 408 nucleotides. RefSeq lists its product as uncharacterized. Lineage: Eukaryota; Fungi; Ascomycota; Sordariomycetes; Hypocreales; Clavicipitaceae. The coding region runs from base 1 to 408 and encodes 135 amino acids. The transcript has a single exon. The record is from RefSeq and is a predicted model, not a curated record.